CGAGACAGUACGAUCGCGCGGUAGUUGAGUCCUGACUAACAGUCCGCGUGUUACCUCGAACCGUUAAACAGGUGUUGUGUUUUCAGAAUCUUCGUUAAUACAAAAUAAUAUAUACAUAUAUAUAAUAUAUAUAUAUGUAUAUGUAUAUAUAUAUAACGGUGACGUUUAUGAACGAAAUAUGCAUUCGUGAAUUUUAAAAGCUUAGAAAAGACGAACCAAAAAGCGAAGAAAUCGAAAAAAGACGAAAGAAAGAAAAAAUAAAAAAGAAAAUAAACGAAGGUUCGUCUAAUUGAAUCUGCGUCGUUGUAGAGAUCGUUGGAAGAAAGAACUUACCACGAGAUUAAAAGAGAAUCGAAGGAAAAAUGCGUUAGACGAAGGAAGCCAAUGAUAUUCGUUGGAUCAGCGUAGCUGAUCUAUCGAAAACGUGGCGGGUGUCGAUCCUAAGUUAUCGAGGGACGACGAUAUUGAGGGAAGGUUCUCAGGAACCCGGCAAAUGUGGCUCUGUGCACGGUGAGCCGAGGUUACGGGGGCCGUGGGGCCCGUGGCGGGGGUGGUGUAGGUGGUAGUGGCGUUGGAAAUAAUAGUAAUAAUAAUAGUACUGGUGGUGUAGGUAGUGUUGGUAGUGGUAGUGGUGGUGGUGGCGGUGGUGGUGGUGGUGGUGGUAUUGGUAGUGGAUUAGGAAGUAGCAGAAGUGGACGAGAUAGUGGUCGAUUUGAAAGAUCGAGAGAGGCAAGCGUGAGAUUGCCAUUGAGUCCUCGCACUUUGUGCGCUCCAGGAAGUGGCGGGGGUGGUGGUGGUGGGGGAGGAGGAGGAGGAGGUGGAACUGGCCCACUAGCUGGGACCCAGACGCAUGGGCACGUUCAGCAAACUGGUGGUGGGGGGCCGGGGACUGGUGGAGGUGGUACCACUGGUACUACUGCCUCACCUGAAGAAGUUCAAGCCCUUCAAGACGAACCUAUGCUACAUGUUGAAAGACCAGCACAACAAGGAACUUGGAUUUGCUGUGUUCCAUGUUAUUGGCUUAGAAAAAGUAAAGCCGUACAUAAGGCUUUGCUCACCUUCGCCAUGUUACUCGUUACCAGUCUACUUGUCACUAGUCCUGUUCUCUUUCUUAUCACUACUUUACCCGAAGGGGAACAACCACGUGAUUGUGCGCCAUUGGACGAGGCAUGUAUUAGAGAACGAGACGGUCCGGAAGGUAUUUGCGAAACGAAGGCCUGCAUAGAAGCCUCGAAUAGGAUCUUGGCUUCAAUGAAAAGAGGUGUGGAUCCUUGCAAGGACUUUUAUCAGUUUGCCUGCGGUGGUUUUCGCGAUCAACAGCCCUAUCAACCAAGUUCGAGUUUCAAUAUGUUGCAGGCACAAAUCGACGAACAUAUUCAUAAAAUGUUAAUAAACGAAACCGGUCGAAUGGUUGGUGUCUUCGAGAAGCUGGGUCAUUUCUACGUUAGUUGUCUUGGGUUCAAGGAGAAGCCUGUCAACUUUACACCUGUUUACGAACUUCUUCAAGAACUUGGUGGUUAUUUACCGCCAAAGAGUGUCGUCCCAGUUGACAUAACUCCAUUGGUCUCGACACUUCUUAGAGUGAAUGGUGCACCCCUCUUUGAUUUGUACGUUGACGUCGAUCUUUAUGAUCGUUCUAGAUCCUCAGUUUUUCUCGAUCUACCAACCAGGUAUCAAGAUGAUGGCCUCUUUGCGGAAAAUCUGGAGGAUAUACCAAAAUGGCGUAAGACGAUGUUAAUGUACGAGAAAAGAAGAAAAAGAUCGGUCCAUGAAGAGAGUCAAGCAUAUAUGAUGAUAAAGAGCAAGAGGGAGGAACGAAGAUCUCGCAGACUUCAGAAGAUCGUCGAAGGAAUGCUGCCAAAGACGAUGAGUCCCAAAGAACGUUCGUCUGAGAAGGAUUUGUUGUUGCAAUUUUGCUUGUCACUCAGUAAGAUUUAUCCGAAGCACAAGGAUUUAUACAAUUGGGUGGAUGUCGAUCAAAGAGUUUACGUUCCUUUCAAUAUGACUUAUCUUCAGGAAAGCUUUGGUUAUAUAAGGUGGGGGACGCUAUUGAAUGCCACGUUAGGCGCUGCCACUGCCGAUUUAUUCAAUCGCAAUAAAACGCUGGAUCGUGAUCGACGAUUUAACACGGACGAUCAAAUGAUCUACGUUUACGUCACUGCUCCCCGUUAUUUUCGUAGCCUUGGAAAAUUACUCAACAGAUUUUCGAGACGGAUUAUAUAUAAUGGAUUGCUGCUGCUUUACGCUGCUGAUACAUUGCACGAUAUCGUAAACGUGACUGCCAGUAAGGAUUGGGACAAUUCCUGUUAUAAAUUGACGAAGAAUAUUUUUGGAGAAUUCGUUGGUGCUUUAUAUGUUCAGCAAUACAGUACAGAAUAUUUGGAGACCUUAGGGAAUAGAGUUGGUGGAUUAUUCGAAAGAGUUAAGGAAACUGUCGCAGAACGAAUUUUAGUAAAAUCUUGGCUCGAUGAAGAAACGAGAACGCAGGCAUUACUUAAACUUAGAACGUUGCAAGGAAGAUUUCACGUGUGGCCUGGUUUUAACAACGACACAUUAUUGGCUCAUGAUAUGGCCGAGGUUGUGAUCGAUCCUGACAACUUUUUCUUUACGGUACUACGAAGAUUCAAACAAAUUCGUACCGUUGACGAUAAAGUUUUACGAAGAAAUGUCACUGAAAAACGCCGUCAUCCUUAUACAGUGAAUGCUUAUUACGAAUCGUCAACGAAUACGAUUGGAAUACCUUUGGCCAUGAUGACUUCCUGGGCAUGGUCUUGGGAUGGUGGUCCAGCUUAUGCUGUUCACGCAACUCUUGGAUCAGUAGUCGCCCAUGAAAUACUUCAUGCCUUCGAUCUCCAUCGUCGUCGCUUGCCUCUCGAUCCUGAUCUAAACGUCGAUCAAUGGUUAUGGAUCACCACAGAAUCUUGGAAACGACUCGAGGCUAGAAUCGAGUGUGUUGCUAAGCUUUAUGCAAGAAGUUUUUGGCGGAAAGUUCAGUUUUAUGGAAACGAUGUUGCCGUUCAGUUUGACUGGAAUGUAACGAGAAAUGAAAAUGUUGCUGAUAUAGGGGCCUUGCAAAUAUCUCAUAAAACUUGGCAUUCAUUAACCAACGGAAAGGAUCGAAGUCUUCCUGGCUUGGAAGGACUUCGAUCUAGCCAACUUUUUUUCAUAAGCGCCGCCCAGACUUAUUGUUCUAACAUGACUGCCGAGGCCUAUAUCCUCUCUGUUGAACUUGAUUAUCAUACUCCUCAACCUGAAAGGGUCAAUGGUAUAAUGAUGAACUCACAAGCAUUUGCGGAAGCAUUUCGCUGUCCGAUUGGAUCUAAAAUGAAUCCUGUGAGUAAAUGCACUACUUGGUGACAAUAGGGCAAUGAGAACGGUCGGACACCAUGAUAAUUAUGAGAUUAUGUCAGCUGUAUGGACUCGGCUCAACGAAGCGCGCCUUUUUUUUUCGAGAGAGAGAGACACGUCGUUUGGUAUAAGAAUUUAAAAAAAAAAAAAAAAAAAAAGAAAAAAGAAAAGAAACGAAUCACAAGACAAAAAAAAAGAUAAGAAAACAAAACCUUUUGAGGAGAAAAGCUUUUUUUUUUUUUUUUUUUUUGACGAAACGUAGUGUCUUUUUUUUUUGAUACUUUUGGGAAUCGUCAAAAAUUGUUCCUUCGUUGAAAUCCAUCGAUUCAGGCCGAUAAGCAUAAAAGAGAAUAAUUCUUUGAUGAAAUUCUCAAAGAUCGAUGGAACGAUCGAUACGAUGGGAUCGAUAAGCUUAUUUAGUAUGUAACGAACGGCAAUACGUUUUUUGUCGUAUUAAAGGCUGUUUUAAAAUGCCAUCGAUGUUAUUUCUCUAUUUAAGGCGCUUUAGGAUUUUAGGUUAUAAUAGUGAAAGCAAUAAAAUUUAAUGAUGAUAAGAGAUGUAUGAAAUAAAAAAAUGUGAAAAAGAGAAAGAGAGAAAGAAAGAGGAAGGAGAUGAAAGUAUGUAUGUACAAAAAGUAAAGUGUGUAUGUAUAUAUAUAUUGUUAACGCGCAAGAAAAGAUGAAAAAAUUUAGAAGCUAAUUUGUUUGUUCAGAUUGCAUUUUUGUAGGUAUGAAGGAAUGAUCAUUCUAAUUGGGAAUCAACAAAUUCAAUUAGAAAAUAAUCUAAGCCAUAUUUAGUAUAAUUGAGAAAAUAGUUACGUAAGACAAUGUUUUCCAAACAUAUAAUUAUAAUACCGUAAGAAUAAUAUUUUACUUUAAAAUAUAAUGAUAAUUAUUAUAUAAAAAUUAUAUUAUAUAUACAAAAAGAUUUAUUUUAAAAAGAUUAUAUUUAAUAAAAUAUAAUUUAUAGUCAGAUAAUCUCGUUGAAAUUUUAUUUGGAAUUAAAAAAUUUAUUAUAUUUAUUAAUAAUUUGAUAUAAUCAAUGAUCCAUUAUAAUUAUAUUCUAAUAGUUUGGAAAACAUUGACAUGUAAUGAGUCAUGGAUUUUCGUUUGCGCAAAAGCAAUUGCUACAAAUGAAUUCUUGAGAGAUAUUAAAAGUGAUCGUAUAUCAUUAAUGCCGUCGACAAGUUAUCCUCAGAUAUAAUUAUUUCAUGUUUAAUCAUAGAUUUGAAAACCAUAGAUCUGUUAGGUAUUAUAUAUUAUAAGGGAAUUAUAAGUAAUUUAAUUCUUUUCCAGCACCGAUUGUCUUCGUUUUCAUUAGUCCACGAUCAAUUGUGUAAAUAAUACGUACUGUGUAAAGCAUUAAAAUAUUUACUUCUUGAUUUAUA
Molecule: messenger RNA, 4736 nt
Organism: Vespa velutina
Lineage: Eukaryota; Metazoa; Arthropoda; Insecta; Hymenoptera; Vespidae
Product: neprilysin
Exons: 19
Coding region: 958-3357 (799 amino acids)
Biological process (GO): protein processing
Cellular component (GO): plasma membrane
Molecular function (GO): metalloendopeptidase activity
Source: RefSeq, a predicted model, not a curated record